GUGAACUACACAUAACAUAUAUAACACUAGUACUGGCCAAGAAGUGUUAGGCUGGUUCUCAGCUAUUCACGACUGGCUGAGAAGCGCUAGACCUGCUAUCAGCUAGUCACGAUCUGAUAUAGUAGAUGUUAUGUAUGUACAUGCACACAGGGUCGUACUUGCAAAAAUAGUAUCACAAACUGCACUUGUAUUGUAUGCACAUCAUACAAGCACACACACAUAGUCACUUGGCUUCGAAUUGUAUUGUACACACUUCAGUGUACGUACAGGGGAAGCAACAUCUUAAAUUUUAAUUGAACUAUGUCUGAGCCAAAUCAAUCAUUACUGAACACUCGGCCCACAGCCUGGAGCGGUGUGCGUCCGUUGCUUCUUACUAAGAAGAAUGCAUCAGACACUUCUCUUAGUAGAAACACACAUACGAAAGCUACUUCACUAGCAGAGAACACCCAUAUUGAUCACUUACCUAAACGCGGGGAUAGAGCUGCGACCGCGGAUCCGCGCUCGAAUGUAGAGGGAGACACUGAACUAGAUAGCGUGGUACUCUAUGUAGACGACGAAGCAUCGGCAAAGGAAGCGUGUGUGCUCAUAGAGGAGGCGUCGAUCUUAGCGUACGAUGCCGAGUAUGUAGUGAUAAGAAGCACACCUGCCGUGACACCCGCAACAGCGGCUGGGGUAGGGGGCAACGGUGUUGUUGAAGCCAUGACAACUGGAAAGGCGAGAGAUGGCGAUGAUACACGGGACAAGGCAAUGCAUACCCGUGUAAAUGCCACAGACGGUACUGACACGCCCGAAACGACGGCAGCUAAUAUGGUGGCUUCUAAAGUGACAUAUAUAGCUUCAUCGAAUGCUGAUGGUGUUUCCAACAGACGCCAUGUCAUAGGAGAUGCAGCUGCGGCCGGGGUGGCGUUGAGUACGGGAGGGUGUACAGACACCUGUGACAACUGCCCUAGCAGCAAGCCAGCGACAUUGCAGAUAGCUGCGUGGAACGGCGCACACGCACGCAUGCACCUGGUGGUCAUAGACAUGCUCACCUACUCGCUCGCAAUAGAGGACGGGCAUGCCAAUACAUUGACCGUACAGACGGAUGCAGAUGGUGAGUGUGAGAGUGGUAUCGAUGACAGGCGAUUGAACAACUCUGCGCUGAGUGAAGACGCACUCGCUGCAGACGAGGCCGUCGCUGUUGAACACAACAAAGCAUACGGCACUGUUUGUGCACAUGACACAGACAAGACCCGCCAGACAACCAACCCGCGUAGCAGAGGAGGUGGUGCUGGUAGUGAAGCCAGUGGAGAACGUAGGGGAAGUAUUACACACGGCGGCGAGACCGUUCAAAGGUUGGCCGCGGUUUUGCGGAGGAAACAUAUGGACACCUCUGUGCUGAAGCUGGGAUUCUCGUUCGGGCAGGUGUGUGGGUAUAAUGUCGUGAAUAACUGUCGGAAGUCUUUUUUUGUGAGCUGA
Messenger RNA from Sphaeroforma arctica JP610, 1458 nucleotides. RefSeq lists its product as hypothetical. The transcript has a single exon. The record is from RefSeq and is a predicted model, not a curated record. Bases 301 to 1458 code for a protein of 385 amino acids. Lineage: Eukaryota; Ichthyosporea; Ichthyophonida.